UUAAUAGCCACAAUAAUGGGAGGACGUGUUUCGCGCACAGACUAUGAAUGGGUCUAUACAGACCAACCGCACGCCACUCGGCGUCAAUUAAUUUUGGCUAAAUAUCCGCAAAUUAAAGACUUGAUGCGAGUCGACCCUAACUUCAAAUGGGAAGUCCUGGCACUGGUGGCCAUACAGAUCGUAUCGUUUUAUUUGUUGCGCAAUAUCACCUCAUUUUGGCUACUGUUUCUCGUUGGCUACUGUUUCAAUGGCGUUAUCAAUCAUUCGUUAACAUUAGCCAUACACGAGAUCAGCCACAACCAGGUAUUCGGCAAUCGUUACCCGAUGGCCAACAAAUGGUUCGGUAUUGUGGCCAACCUUCCAAUCGGUAUUCCAUGUUCCGUAUCAUUUAAAUAUUAUCAUAACUAUCAUCACCAAUAUCUGGGUGUCGACAAACUAGAUCCGGACACUCCGUCCGAAUUUGAGGCCCGAAUAUUCUCGACCUCAGUCACCAAAGUCUUAUGGCUUAUAUUUCAGCCACUAUUCUAUGGUUUUCGUCCUUUUUUUGUUAACCCGAAAGUUCCGUCGCCAAUGGAUAUCUGUAAUAUUGUCGUCCAAUUGGCGUUUAACUGCAUAAUUGGCCAGACAUUAGGCUGGCAUAUAGUGGCCUAUAUGGUGGGCAGUAGUUGUUUAGCAAUGGGUUUACAUCCGAUGUCCGCACAUUUCCUGAGCGAACAUUACAUUAUGUUUGAUGAUAACAAUAAAAAGUAUAGCAAAAAUACCAUUGAAAACGGUAUUUAUGUUAAUAACGGUCGGUUUCUUGUACCGGACACCUGUUCCUAUUAUGGCUUCUGGAAUAUCAUUGGAUUCAAUGUUGGCUAUCAUGUGGAACACCAUGACUUUCCAUCAAUACCGGCCACACUAUUACCUAAAGUCAGUCAAAUAGCACCCGAAUUUUAUGACUCCCUCAACCAUCAUACUUCGUAUUUAAAAAUUAUUUGGCAAUUUAUAGUUGAUCCGAAAAUGGGACCGUAUGCUCGGGUCAAACGUGAGCUUAGGGAUAAACAUUAUAAGCCAUUGUAACAAAAAUUAUUUAUAAUAAAUACUAAAGAAACAAAUAAUUGUUGGUUUUUAACUAUUUGUUUUAUAUGGUAUAAUAUUAUGAUAUAUACCUGUACAAAAUAAAUAAGUA
This is a messenger RNA of Oppia nitens, 1171 nucleotides long. Its product is annotated as sphingolipid delta(4)-desaturase DES1-like. NCBI's taxonomy places the organism in Eukaryota, Metazoa, Arthropoda, Arachnida, Sarcoptiformes, Oppiidae. Gene Ontology annotation, molecular function: sphingolipid delta-4 desaturase activity. The record is from RefSeq and is a predicted model, not a curated record. The transcript is spliced from 2 exons. Gene Ontology annotation, biological process: ceramide biosynthetic process. Bases 16 to 1062 code for a protein of 348 amino acids. Gene Ontology annotation, cellular component: membrane.